AUGGUUACGGAUUUCUUCGAAGACGCCACCGACGCCGCCAUCCUCCGGAUCUGCGAUCUGUUCAAGCACCCCGACGACCUCGCCAACAAGCUCGCCAUGGUCCGGAAAAAGUUCCAGCUCGAGCGGGCAUCGAUCGACGCCCAGCUCAAGACGGCAAUGGAGCUGCAGCUUGACGAUGCCAACCUUGGUCUCGAGACCCUCAAGUCCUCGAUGGACGAGACGAUGGUCAUCCGGGCCAAUCUGCUCGAGACCGACAAGCUCUGCGCCAACGCCAAGAACACCAUCGAGAACUAUGAGCAGAUCAAGCUGAUAUCCAAAACCCACCGCAACUUCAUCACCACGAAAAACAUGGUCGAGCAGUUCCAGAAACUCAACAGCCAAGUCAACCGCAUCCAGGGUCUCCUGGACGACGACCUGCGCGAUAUUCUGGGUCCGGCCGACAACCUGCUGCUGAUCCACUAUCAUCUCUUUAAGCUGCAAGAGUUUCGCGGCGAUGCCCUCAAGAAGGCCCGCGGCUCUGGUGCCGAGGCUAUUCAGACCCUAAGCAACUACUUCCGCAAGGUCGACGUGCUCGAAGAGUCCUUUGACAUGUAUUUCUGGAGCCUGGUCCGUCACAUUGUCGAUCUGGCCAAGAAGGGCCACAGCUGCGCGAUCGUCCGAAUCGUCAAGAUCAUCGAGACCGAGGAGCGCGCCGACGAAGAAGAGUCGGUCAAAGAAGCACAGGAGCACGACUCGGUCGAUCCAAACGACGAGCUGGUGCCGAAGCGGCACAUCAAGUCGUACCGCAUCAAGUGUAUCGACGUCCUGCGCGAAGAGAUUGGCAUCCGGGUUGAGGAGCUGCUCACCAACAACAGGAGCGAUCUCACCAAGCUGCUGGCGGGAUGCGACGGCUUCAUCGACGAUUUGGUUGUCAUCCACGACGACCUCGAGCCCUGCUUCCCCAAACGAUACAACAUCUUCCAGUUCUUUGUGCUCGAGUACCACCGCAACAUCUACGACCUCCUGAACAAGGUCGUCAGCGGACCCAUGGAGGGCGGCGCCAUUCUCAAGCUGCUCAAGUGGGUACGUGAUUACUAUGACUCGAUGAGCGGCCGCCUGGGCGUGGGCGAGGAGCUGCUGGAGCCCCGUCUGCUGGACGGGCGCGAAGAAGCCCUGUUUGAGGACUACAUCCGGCUGGUGCGCACCAAGCUUGCCGAGUGGCUCGAAAACCUGCUGUCCCGCGAGACGCAGGACUUUUUGCGGCGACAGAGUGCGCCCGAGACGGAGAACAACGGCACGUACCUGCUCUCGGGGUCGGUCAUUGUCUUCCAGAUGUUCAACCAGCAGGUCGACAUUGUGAUGACGUCGUCGCGCGGACCGCUCAUGUUCGACGUGAUAGCCGAGUGCUGCGAGGCUCUGGACCGCUACGGAGUCUAUUGGGGCGACGUUGCCGACCGCGAGUUCCAGCGCUUCUGCGAGAAAGAUCCCGAGCUGGGCGAAGGACUGCCGGACUACCUCGUUGCGCUCGCCAACGACUGCCUGCGAAGCACCGAGUUUGCCGACACCAUGAGCGGGCGGGUCGAGGGUCUCCUGGACGAGCCGUUCAAGACCCAGGCGCUCAGCCGCAUCAAGCAGAGCUCGGACAGCUGCAUGAAGCUGGCCAAGAAGUGCUACACACUUGUCAUCAGCAUCAUCUCGCUGGACCUCAAGCCGGCGCUGGUGCAGAUGCACUGCCCGGCGUGGUAUGAGCAGAACCUGAUGCUGCUGAUCACGGCCACCUUGGACGACUACCUGACGGACUUUCAAGAGCGCAUGGCCGAAUACCUGUUUUCCAAGUUUGUGACGGACAUGAUGGACCAGGUGGUGCUGCUGUGGAUCGAGACACUGCGCAACAAGUCGGCCAAGUUCAAGAUGGCAGUCGCGAUCGACAAGAUGAAGUCGGAUAUCGACUCGCUCAUUCUGACGCUGAGCAAGUUCAAGACCGCCAAGAGGGUCAAGACCUCGUUCGAGGUUGUCGAGAAAAUCAUUGGCUUUAUCGAGAGCAAUCCGCGCAUGGUGUUUCUGGAUUUUUACUCGCUGUACCGCUCGUAUCCGGAUGUGCCGCUGAGUUUUAUCGAGAGCGUGCUGUUCAAGCGCGACGACCUCGACAAGGCGACGAUCAAGGAGGUGAUGGAGAACUGCAAGACCAAGGUCAAGGAGGAGAACCGGGUGGACUUUACGCCGACGGUGUUCAGCCGGCUGUCUCCGGCAAAGUAG
Polychytrium aggregatum is the source of this 2235-nucleotide messenger RNA. Its product is annotated as exocyst complex component Sec6-domain-containing protein. The record is from RefSeq and is a predicted model, not a curated record. Gene Ontology annotation, biological process: exocyst localization; exocytosis. Bases 1 to 2235 code for a protein of 744 amino acids. Lineage: Eukaryota; Fungi; Chytridiomycota; Chytridiomycetes; Polychytriales. Gene Ontology annotation, cellular component: exocyst. The transcript has 2 exons. Gene Ontology annotation, molecular function: SNARE binding.